AUGGGGCUCCAAGAAGUUUUCGCGUCCACUUCUCUUGAGCUCCAGGGCAUUCAUGCCGUCCGUUGGCUUUCGCAGGGCGACGCAGUGCUCAGGCUUGUCGCCGUGCUUCCGGCUCUCAUCGUGAUGUUGAAGGAGUGGGACGCGAAGCUGUAUGCUCUCGUGACAAGUUACAGGUUUCAUUUUAUUCUUUUCUUCAUUGUUGAUGUGCUUGAGCAGCUCAACAUCCUGAACAGGGCGUUCCAGCACAAGGAGCUUAACUAUGCAAGCGUGCAUGCGCAGAUCAAGCGCACAACGUCCCACAUCGAGAGCCGCUACGUUGAUUGUGGCGACGACUUCGGUGGCGGUGUCAGCGAGCUGCUGUCCCCCUUCAUCGCGCGCCAUGGGCCAGGGGGAAAUCGGGAGGUGAAAGUCGAAGGGAUUGACUCGGACGGCCGACCUGCACGCUUCACCUUCAGGUUGCACGAGGACGAGCUUGAGGAGUUCGAAGGGCUCGGGACUCACGAUGGUUGCGUCGACGUCUGCACGGAGUUCGCCGAGGUGAUCGUCCACCAACUGGAGCAUCGGCUUGGCGACCUGGAUGGCAUGUCCAAGGCAAAGCUUUUCAUGCCCGACGAGUACCCACUGGAUCGAGAAGAGAGGAACCGCAGGUGUCUUGAGUGGCUUCAAUCCCUUGUGACGUCGUUCAAGGCCGACCUGACAAAAGAGAUCCUGCCAGAUUUUCGGAGCGGCGAAGAAAGAAGGCGUGAAGGCGGUGGAGAUAGCGAAGGAAGGCAGCGGCUCGUGGAAGGGCAUGAUAGGAAAGAUGGGGCCACGUGGGAGCAGUCAUCCGCCAAGGACAUCGUGAAAUCGGGGGGCAGGGUGAGCGUGCGCGUGACUUCAACGGGCGGCAAGCAGGUGGUGCUGAAGGGCGUCAUUCCGAGCAACUGGCGCGCUGGAGAGAUCUACGGCAGCGAUACCAACUUCUAG
Messenger RNA from Closterium sp. Naga37s-1, 966 nucleotides. Lineage: Eukaryota; Viridiplantae; Streptophyta; Zygnematophyceae; Desmidiales; Closteriaceae. The record is from the annotation of a GenBank genome assembly.